Molecule: messenger RNA, 4250 nt
Organism: Sphaeroforma arctica JP610
Lineage: Eukaryota; Ichthyosporea; Ichthyophonida
Exons: 22
Coding region: 212-4213 (1333 amino acids)
Biological process (GO): double-strand break repair
Molecular function (GO): ATP hydrolysis activity
Source: RefSeq, a predicted model, not a curated record
UGUGACUCGACUGUAUUAGCCCCGUAUGUCGAGCGGUGUAUGUGUGCAGUACGUGAGACUGCAAGUAGCUUUAGAAUGCCUACACGGUGACAUCUGAAAGUAGAGUGCACUAUUUCUACAGCAGCUCUCCUACCAAAAGGCGCUAUCGUGACAGAUUAACCACCUAUAGACAACUGGACUGGGAUUACAUUGGAUUAUAGAUACAUACAACAUGGCGAAUUCUUGUUCGCGUCCAUUUGUACAGAAGUGCUUCAUUCCGUCCAUAUCGCGAUAUCAGGUGAGAUUGAGAAGCGAUCGACCCGGCGAAAUCGGAUGUAAGUCUGUACAGAGGUUGACGCGAGAGUUCAGGACUCUACAUCGUGACCCAACAGGAAGACGCCCGCGGAAUGUCACUGCACAAUGUAUGCAAUACAAGAAAAGUAGUACAAAUAGUAUUAUCACAGUAUGGAAUAAGCCAAUGUCACGCUUGCAAGUACGACCCUAUUACUUAUCGUCCAAUGACUAUACGACGUCGGGGUUGCUGAGAGGCCGCAUGCAUAACACAGUCUCUAUAUCAAGCUGGCAUCUAUCACCAUGUAGAGCACACUUCAGCACAGCCACACAUCGAUUGCAGUCACAGGUGUCGUCUGGAGAUGGGAAUGUAGGUAAGUUGUCAGUUGAAAGUGGGACACCUGUAACAAAAUUAAUAGAGGGACAUCAGACAAGGGAUACGUCAACGUUUAGGAAGUCCUAUAAGUACGGUAAGGGUAAAGCGAGCGAUGAAGUCAGCUGCAAGCCUAAACUGCGAUUCAAGCUACCAGCGCAUCAGAGAUCGAAGACACCCAGGACACCGUGGGGGUUUAUUGCCGAUGUUCACUUCCAGGACAAGGGAUUGGAUCGCAUAAAUCUAGGAUUGGAUUAUCUCAUAGCUGAAUUCCGCAAAAGGGGUGUGCGACAUAUUUUCUGCCUUGGCGAUAUGCUCAAUACCCGUCAACAAGUCAGUGUACCAGCACUAUCGUCGUGCAUGAUGUUCUUCAACCGACUGAUGGACGAAUUCGACAGCGUGCACGUGGUACUGGGCAACCAUGACAUGCAUCUGAAACAUAGUCGCACUGUGACGAGCUUGGAUGCGCUUCUCAUGAACAAGCUGCAACCCAAUGUACGGUUGUACAAGGAGAUAGAACUGACCGAAGUGGAUGGCAUUCAAGUGCUGAUGUUACCCUUUCAUGAGGAUCAGAACGAAAUUCUGCGAUAUUUGAAGAAGAUGCCGAAGGAAGUCCAAAAUGACACUGUUGCCAUGGCACACCUGUCGAUCAAUGGUGCGACCACCAACAAGCACAUGCACAUUAAACACCACGGACAAGUGGGCCACAAAAGUUUUCAGGACUUGAGGCAUACAUUCACAGGUCAUUUUCACAGUUUCCAAACCCUCGGGAAUCUGACCUAUAUUGGGAGUCCCUUGCAGUUCACCUUCAGCGAUCUGAACGAUCCGAAUCGAGGUGGCGUGCUGUACUAUCCCGAUUCAAACUCAUUCACCCAGGUCAUCAACCCUCAUGCCGAGGUUUUCAAGGAAACCACUUUCGAGAAAGUCAUGGCUUCAACCGGCGAGGAGGGCUUGCAGAAAUUGAAAGCAGAGUUCGCCUACAAAUACGUCCAGGUCACUAGUGGCGAUGGCCUGGAAAAAGUGGACAACCGCGCUUUUCCGAAAGUGCGCGAUCGCUUGAUUGCCGCGGGUGCCCUGGAUGUCAAAUUAUGGAAGAAAAAGCCCAAGGCCGGAGAAAGCGGAUCGUUGAGUGCUGUGCUGGAUAAUGGUGCUGCUGCCUUUAUUGAGCGCACCAAGUCAAACAACAACCGGUCGUAUAUGCUCGAGACCAUUCGCUCAUACCUGGACAAAAUGAUCCUCGGAGAUGGCAAGUCAUCGCUACCGAACUUCCCCAGGGGCACCAGUGCCUCAAUCGUCGACCGUCACAAAGAACUCGCUAAGGAGGGCCAGAAUAUCAUCGACACUGUCGCGGGACAUAACGAUAUUGUGGAUGGACAAGUCUUCAACGCCAACAUCAAGUGCCUGAGAAUGGAGAAUUUCCUGGGCGUGCAGGGGGGCAUCUACAUUCCCUUCCAAGAUAUCGAGGAGAAGGUGUGGCUACUUGAAGGUGAGAAUGGAUGUGGGAAAUCCACCGUCGUCGAGGCUGUGACGUGGUGUCAGUUCGGCAAGUUUGUUCGUUCGGAUAUGGCGGCGGGUGAUGCGGUUAAUGAUAUCCUGGACCACGGCUGCCGCGUGGUGGUCGAGUACAGCAAUGGGUAUUCGAUUGAGAGAUAUCGUAAGCACAAGACGCUGGGUUCUAACGGUGCACGCGUCUACUUACACGGUCAGUACCUUCCCCAGUUUGAAAAGGGUGGUAUGCAAGCCACACAACAGGCAAUCGACGAUCUCCUCGGGGUUGAUUAUAAUCGCUUCCUGAAGACAUCCAUCUAUGUGGGCAAUCAGGCAGCUAGUUUCGUCUCAAGUAGUUCACUGCAACGCAGGGAUAUUCUAGAAGAAGUCCUGGGAUUGGGCCUGUUUGAUAAGUACCUGGAUGUGGUGCGCGGUCGCAAAAAAGAUGCCAGAGUUGAAUUGCUCAAUACCUCCGCUAUGAUUGUGGGGUUGAAAGAACAAGAGACUGCGGCAACGGCUCGUACUGCGAAAAUUCAAACUGAGCGCGAAAACUCAGAAGCGCUUGCGAACGAUUUGAGCGGCAAGAAGAUCACGGUGGAAAACUCUGUGCGAUCUCUGACGGCCAAAGCAGCAUCUCUUGCGGGAACGAAAGAACGCUUUACCGAGAUCAUCAGCCGGCGGAAAGAGCGGCGGCGAUUGCAACUGAUAGUUAAGUCGCAGCGGGAGCAUUACAAUGCCUUGAAGGAGCACAUCGAUGAUGUGGCCUCCUACCGCUACCAAGUACAAGGCCAGAACCAUGCAUUCGUGAAGCUAGCGCAAUCGCCUGCCAAGCAGCGAGUAGCGAGCAAGAAGCAAACUGGUGGUGCCAGUUCAAAAGCCAGCUGUACGGGAUCCAACUGCUCCUGUGGAACGCAGCACACGUCUUUGGACGUAUGUCCCGUGUGUGACCGGCCUUUACCCGAAGGCGUAACGCACAGUCAUGAUGACCCCGUCCAUCAGAAAGUUGUGGCUGUCAGGGGUAUGCUAGCCAAGGGCAUGAACGACGCUAGCAGUGCUGUGGAUAACCAGCUGGGUGUGCAGCACGACAAGCGUACCAGAGAGCUACACGAACGCGCUCAGAUGGCAAAGGGCGCGCUACUAGAGGCGGAGAAGACGUUGGUGCAGUUUGAGGCCACACACGCCAGCAAAAUCGAAUCCGACGAGCUAAGCGCGUUCAACGUCCAGAGGAGAUCGAGUAGGGCGGCAAAAUCGGGCGGUAACGUGGGUACGGGUAGUGAGGGAGAGAGAAAGGAUGAGGUGGCUGACGCCGGCGAACUUGCCACGACUACGUUGGAGAACCAGAUCAACUUCGUUGAUCAAAGGCUUACGGAAUCAACAACUAAAUUGCACAAGAUCGAUAAGAUCAUAUACGAGGCGGCUGGCAAGUGCACGUUACUGGCGAACUUAGAAAAGGAUGAAAUGGCACGGAAUAAAGUGCUGGCUACACGUCUCGGCGGAUUGCGUGAGCAAGAAGCAAUACUAAAGCAUACUGCGUCCAUCGACAAGUUCUGGGAGGACGGGUUCUCCAAGAAGAGUGGCUCGAUGAGGAAUUAUCUCCUUGAUCAGUCCAUCCAUGAGCUCAACCGGAUCCUUGAGAGCGUCUUGGAUCUUGUCCGUGGUCCUCAUGACAUUUCAAUAUCCUUCAACUCUGAUUUGAAACUCAGCAAAGAAUACAGCAAGCGGUCCUCGGGGCAACGCAAGCGCACGGAUUUGGCAAUCUUCAUGGCACUCAGUCAGAUCAGUCGGAAUCACAGCCGCUUCCAACCUGGCUUCAUGGUACUGGAUGAGCUGUACGACUCACUAGACUCGGAAGGCCGAGAAGCGGUAACUGACCUAGUCAAGGGAUUCUCGGCGAGAGUGCGGAAUGUCAUCGUUGCAUCGCCUGAGCUUCAUGCAGGAUUAGAGUUCCCAUAUGUGGUGUCCGUAUCCAUGACCGCACAAGGUUCCCGGCUGAUAGAUUCGCGAGGGCUGAUCGAGUGUUACAGUGACGACAGGAGGGAAGAACUGAAUGACAACAUCGGACCAGUCGCAGGUGCAGUUUAAAACGUAUAUAGGGUUAUGUAAGGUAAAUAAAUGAAUC